AUGAGCUCCUCCUCGUCGUCAUCGCGCAAGACGCGCAAGUCUCACGGCGGCUCCAGCGUCAUGUUUGCAAACGCCGUUUACUUUCCAAGUUAUUACAUUUACCGUGGCUCUACCCCCGGGCAGAUGAACUAUAACUGCAUCAGCCAUGUCUACUACGCACACGCCCAGAUAUCUGCCGACGGCAGUGUCCUUCUUGGUGACGAGUGGGCAGAUGCCAGGGCGCCCUGUGAUGGCGUCAGCGGUGGACUUGGCUCGUUGAUGCAUCUCAAACAAAGCUAUCCGCACCUGCAGGUGAUACUAUCCGUCGGAGGCGGCUCAUCCAGCGAGAUAUUCCCCUUGAUUGCUAGCAAUGCGGCACUCCGCGACAACUUUGCCCGGUCAGCACUCGGCUUGGUUGAGGCGUCAGGCCUUGAUGGGAUAGAUGUGGACUGGGAGUAUCCGAGCACGCCGGAGCAAGGGGCGGACUUUCUAGCUCUGUUGGCUACUAUCCGGCUCUAUCUGACUGAGGAUCGGUUCAUCCUGACGGCGGCGCUGCCAGCUGGGAUUCCCGUGCUGCAGAACAUUGACCUCGCGACGGCAGCCGAAUACCUCGACUACAUCAACCUCAAGGCGUUCGACUUUUACGGUCACUGGACGCACAAGUGCGGCCAUCACGGGCAGCUGUACGCCAGGGGAAAAGACGAGCCCUCGGGCGCGGGUGCUGUACAACACCUGAUGGCCAACCGAUUUCCGGCACGAAAGAUCGUUCUGGGAGUCCCUGUCUUCGGGCGAAGCUUCCUCAACACCUCGGGCCCCGGGCACAAGUUCAGGGGCGCAGGCGGGGAGGACGGCAUGUUUGAGUAUCGCGAUCUCCCGCGCAAGGGCGCCAGGGAGCAGGUGGACAAGGGGACAGCUGCCGCACAGUGUGUCGGCGGAGACGGUGGCUUCGUCUCGUACGACAACCCGGAGACGGUCAAGAUGAAAGCCACGUUUUGCAAGCAAAAGGGGCUGGGGGGUCUCUGCUACUGGGCUGGGCCGGCAGAUGCCAAGGAGAGCAAAAGGAGUCUGAUCGCGGCCGGCUUCCGUACGCUUCACGGCUCGUAG
Gaeumannomyces tritici R3-111a-1 is the source of this 1083-nucleotide messenger RNA. RefSeq lists its product as hypothetical. Gene Ontology annotation, molecular function: chitinase activity; chitin binding. The transcript is spliced from 4 exons. Bases 1 to 1083 code for a protein of 360 amino acids. Gene Ontology annotation, biological process: chitin catabolic process; carbohydrate metabolic process. Gene Ontology annotation, cellular component: extracellular region. NCBI's taxonomy places the organism in Eukaryota, Fungi, Ascomycota, Sordariomycetes, Magnaporthales, Magnaporthaceae. The record is from RefSeq and is a predicted model, not a curated record.